UGUCUUACAGGAUAACACAGAAUCCCCAGACAUUCCACACAAUCGGCAUGUUCUGCAGAGAGAGGAAUAGAAUAAUUUCUAGCAGAGCCUGUGUGUACUUUAGGGAAUCCUACAGCCGAGAAAUCAGCCAUGAGAGCAGACAUGAUAGCAGUUCUUCUUAUACACAUGGACCUGAUCAGUGCAAAAAUAAAUAUUCAGCUAAAUCCUGAGUAUCCAAUAGCCAAACAAUCUGUCAUGUUGAGUGUUACUGGGAUUACUGGAAACAUCUGGUUUUUCACCUGGUUUAAAGGACCAGAAGCAACCUCUCAGUAUCAAAUCCUUUCAUAUGUGGAUGGUUCAUCAAUACGCGGGGCACAGUACUUCCCACGUAUCAGUGCUUUUUCUAAUGGAUCAUUAAUGAUUACAAAUCUUCACGUUGAGGAUAAAGGUGAUUACAGAGUGAAGGUACAGACAGCGAUGCAAGAAGAUGCAGAGAUAUUCUUACAAAUAUAUGAUACUGUCAGCAAGCCGGUGAUCACAGCAUCUCAUUCUGAAAUCAAAGAAAAUGAUUUGGUUUCCCUUACAUGUGCCUCAGCCAAUGCUGACGGGAUCACUUGGAUAAAAUCAAGCUCAGAAACAAUAAGUGAAGAAAACGCAAUCACUGUAAAUCAUGAUAAUGGGACGAUCAUAUUCUCUGAAAUUAAACACACCGACGAGGGAAAAUAUACAUGCUGGGCGGACAAUCUAGUCAGCAGAAGCUCCAGUGAAGUCUUUACUCUGACCAUAUCACGUAAAGAAGAUGAACCAGUCAUUUGGCAACAAUAUGGAUUCACCUCUGCAUCACCGUAUAUUACUGCAGUCUCCAAACAUGCAAAUUUUAAUGAACCAGCACCUUACAAAAGUGCAGGAUUUACAGCAGGCAUUAUAUCUGGUUCAAUCCUAGGACUUAUACUAAUUAUUACUGUUGGAUUUCUUCUCUACAAGAGAUAUGGCCUUCAUGGUAGAAAACAGAUGAUGGAACCACCAAUAGAUGGACUACUAGACCCAUAUGCCAUAUACAACAAUAUACUGGAACCACCAACAGGUCUGGAGACAAAAGAUGAACCCUUGUACAUGGGUCCGGAGCCAAACGAUGAACCAUUAUAUAUGUGUCUUCAAUCCAGUUCAGAAGGGACAUACAAUGAAUUGCACAAAUGACUGCAACUCCAAAAAAAUGCAGUCCAUUCACUCUUCUGUCUGGUCAUCUCCCUGGGCC
Messenger RNA from Bufo bufo (common toad), 1234 nucleotides. RefSeq lists its product as uncharacterized. NCBI's taxonomy places the organism in Eukaryota, Metazoa, Chordata, Amphibia, Anura, Bufonidae. The coding region runs from base 130 to 1176 and encodes 348 amino acids. The transcript has 9 exons. The record is from RefSeq and is a predicted model, not a curated record.